AUGUCCAUUGACCUCUCGCUCGACCGGAUUCGCAGGCUGCAAGCUAAACUCGUCCCUUACACCCGCCCAACGUGUCAUAUCACCGGCACAAAUGGCAAGGGCAGUGUAGCUGCACUGCUUUCGUCCAUCUUCCAAGCCUCAUCUGCUCGCACUGUUGGCCGCUUUAACAGCCCACAUUUAGUCUCAAUCCGCGACAGCAUUACCAUCAACAAUGAGCCUGUAUCCGCGGAUGUCUACGAGGCAGCACGGUCGCAUGUUGAGCAGACGGACGCGGCACACGCCAUCGGCGCCAGCAGUUUCGAGUUGCUGACUUGUACUGCGCUGCACAUUUUCGAGCGCGCGCAAGCAGACGCCGUUGUCCUCGAGGUGGGGAUGGGCGGACGCCUCGACGCGACAAAUAUCAUUCCGGACUCAACUGUGCUUGCGUCGGCCCUCACUGCCGUUGAUUUGGAUCAUCAGGCAUUUCUCGGAAGUUCUGUCUCUGCGAUCGCACUCGAAAAGGCAGGUAUCGCGCGCCCCGGGCGGCCGUUUGUACUGGGGAAGCAAGUUCACGCAGAAGUAGAGCCCGUCGUGCGCAGAGCAGCGGCUCAAGUCGGAGCAGAAAUAGUUCUCGCUCCUUCAGUCGUCCUACAUGGGAACAACUCUCCGGCGAUGUUGCCACCUCUCCCACAAUCCGUGCAAGCCCAGCUCCCGUGCUUCCCCGAAUCAAUUCGCGCUCUGCUUCCUCUGCACGGUGAGCACCAGCUCGCGAACCUUGGUACAGCUUUGGGCGUCGUCUCCGCGCUCUUUACUCACUGUCCGGUGGACCGGCUUCCCUGGUUGGCGCACCUCACUCCAGAUUCAAUCUCGCGCGGAAUACAGAAUACGAAGUGGCCAGGGCGACUCUCAUUCCACCAGCUCACCCCCUCGUCCGUGGUUCUUGCUGAUGGCGCGCACAAUCCCGCGUCAGCCUUUACCUUAGCAGCGUAUCUGAAGACUCUACUUCCGCGCCCUAUUACAUUCCUUGUCGCAUUGUCGCAUUCGCCACCCAAGUCUCCUUUAGAGACACUGGCUCCACUAUUAUCACUGCCAACUAGUUAUCGAGUUGGGCUUUUACAGUUCUCUCCUCCCGCCGGCAUGCCAUGGGUGCAGCCGGAAUCCCUUCCUAACUUGAGGGCUGUCGUCUCUCAGCUGGCACCAGAUGCAGAAAUUUGGGAGAGCUCGGCUGAAGAGCCGAUCGAGCAGCUGCGCUCCGCCUUAAAGUGGGCCGUGGAGGGAGACGAGUUGAUUGUGGUGGCCGGCAGUUUAUAUCUAGUGGCAGAUUUCUACAGGCUGUUGGAGGAAAAUCCGCUCUAG
Molecule: messenger RNA, 1335 nt
Organism: Fibroporia radiculosa
Lineage: Eukaryota; Fungi; Basidiomycota; Agaricomycetes; Polyporales; Fibroporiaceae
Exons: 1
Coding region: 1-1335 (444 amino acids)
Biological process (GO): folic acid-containing compound biosynthetic process
Cellular component (GO): mitochondrion; cytosol; cytoplasm
Molecular function (GO): tetrahydrofolylpolyglutamate synthase activity; dihydrofolate synthase activity; ATP binding
Source: RefSeq, a predicted model, not a curated record